AUGCCCUCAUUCCCUGAUACGCCCUUGGUAAGGCCAAGGGACGAUGGCCUGCAGCUCAGCUAUCAACUCCCUCACCGCAUUCACGCUGCGAAAGGCUAUCCUAUCCUCGCCCCGAACGGCUCCUCGAUUAUCAUAUACGGCUAUGAGAAUGGAUUGAAGGUGGUCUGGAGAGGUGGAAGACGAUUUUCGGUCCCGAAAGCAGUGUCCCCGAACGGGAAUAAGUCGAAGAAGCCCAACGGUGGUGACGAUGCGGUCAUGAUCAUUGACUCGGACGAUGAGGACAGCCCAGAGCCGCAGAAAGAGGAGACUGUGUAUGAUUUUGAGGCGGAUGAGACAGAGGUUGACCCUGCCUAUCCUUUCGAAGAGAUUCUCCGACAGAUCGACAUCCCGUUGGGAAGCAAAGUUCUUGACUUGGCCGUGCCGCGUGUUCUCCCGGAGACUGCACGCUCAGCACUUGACCCUUUCCCGCCUCUGUUGAAGGAUUCAAUCGUGGUGGCCGCCGUCUGCGCAGACUUUUCGACGCGAAUCGUUACUCUCCCGUUGAAACCACCUCACCUUGUUCAGACCGAUCCGUCGACAUGGGACAUUCAGACGCUUUCCAUCGCUGGCGGAGUCUCUCACCAGGAGAUUCCGCGCGGUCUUUCGAUUACGUUUACUUGCCAGGAGGUGGAAAACAAUGGGAAUACAGCGGAAAGAUGGGAUCUUCUUGUGGCAACUCAUUCUGCGGAGGCGUCGGGCUUGCUUUUGAUACACCGGAUUGCACUAUUGGAGGAAUUCAAUCAUGACCAGGUCAGCUACCGGCUGUCAGACGAGGACAUCGAGUCUAGGAGACGCCAUUUGCCCGCUCCUGCCCAGACAAUCGCUUUUAAUCCGUCGGGAUACCCGUCAACCCGCCACUCAACUCUGCUUGUCGCAUUCCACGGAUGCGUGAAAAUCUACUCGUGCUUUUCGACCAAGCCAUCCAAGGCAUCGCGAAGGUCGGGUCCGCAGAGCGACUACGAGAUUACGGAGACGGAAGGAAGAUGGCUCAUUAGUCUCUUCCCUGGAUUUGAAUCAACGCCUUCGGGACUCCCACUUCGAAAGACGAUUAUUGACGCUGAUUGGGUGCUUGGAGGACGUGCAGUAAUGGUCUUGAUGGCUGACGGGGAAUGGGGAGUUUGGGACAUCGAGGGUGCUGGUCCGGGGACCGCCAAGGGACCUCUGCAACGCCAGUCCAGUGUUCAAGGAGUUACGGGAGGUUCUCUGACCACGUUCUCGGUCAGCGGCCGCAUUCUCAGUCCGCUGAGCAACAAGACGGACCCGGGCGAGACCGAUCAGCGACCGAAAUUCGCUCCCUUAACGCCAUCCACGAAGCGGGUGCGUGAGGACACUCUGCUCAAAGGCUCGGUCGGAACGUCCACCAGUCCAUCCAUGUGCGGUGAACUAUCCGUGUUCCAAACCAACUCGGCAAGAGACGCAUUGCCUGACGAGUCGGUUCUGCUGCGCCACGGAAGCCAGAGCGCGGUUAUUCCCAGCCUGCUAGCCCUAUGGCGCAACACAGUCAAAGCCGCCGGCACGUUCGACUCAUCGAACCGGUGCCGCGUGUCUACAAUCCAAGACGUUCACCUGAUGGGUGAGCACUUCACAGGCAUUGGUCAUCUCCCCGCAGCGUCUCGCCAAACUCGCAAGACCACGGACCGCCAUGAGUUCGACAUUCUCGUUACCGCAGAGCAUCGAGUAAUGAUCCUGGCCCCGCGACUGGUCGAGCCGCACUAUGAAUCGGCCUCUCGACCGGCAGAAGAACCAAUCCCUACAGAAGUAGAUCAACUCAUGCUCCGUCGUGGCGAACUCGACGUGAACGGCAUGGGCCGGGUGCUGAGCGGUAUGGCUAGUGGGAAUCGAUCACUUCGGAUGGGAAGUCCGAUCAAACGAGCGCGCAUCUUUACUUAA
This is a messenger RNA of Aspergillus glaucus CBS 516.65, 1929 nucleotides long. RefSeq lists its product as uncharacterized. Bases 1 to 1929 code for a protein of 642 amino acids. Lineage: Eukaryota; Fungi; Ascomycota; Eurotiomycetes; Eurotiales; Aspergillaceae. The record is from RefSeq and is a predicted model, not a curated record. The transcript has 2 exons. Gene Ontology annotation, molecular function: protein binding.